AUGCGCUACCCCAACUGGCUCGAAAUGAGGACACAAAAAUUGAAAGAUUUAGUAACUUUGCAAGAUGCAGAAGAAGACACAGACCAUCUCCUACCUCAUCACAACGAGCGAAAAGAUGCCAGGAUUGACUCGAACUCUCAACAAAAUUCACAUGGCUCUCUUUUCACCAGAGUUGUCAUUAACCUUCUCGUGGUGCUCAUUGCAUUAGCGGCCAUGAUCCUUCUCCUUCUUUUCCAGAUUUACAUGCAAGAUUCAAAUUGUUACGGUAAAUUUGAAAAAGGAUUCGACACUGACCUUGUCGCUGCCAAAGGUCAGAUAGAACUACAACAAGUCCUCUUCACUGGUGGGAUUCACUUUAACCCCGAUGGAAGUGUAUAUAUAAAGGACACACCGGGGCCGAAGUAUGUGGGCUCUCCAUCACCAGAGAUUGACAAGGCAUGGGAUGAGUUGCUAUAUGGCCAAAUUGUGAACCUACCUGAAUCCCAAGUGCCCGAUGUCAAAGACAGGACGUUUUUCCGCACUGAGUACCAGGCCUAUGAAACCGGGUUGGAUUCCGUUCAUCAAUUGCACUGCAUAAACCAAAUGCGCAAAGCUUAUUCACCAGAAUACUACCCCAACUUAGAUUUGAGUCCACACGGGACAAAGAUUCACAUAGACCACUGUUUGGAUUAUCUCCGGCAGAGCAUUCAGUGUGGUGCAGACAUGACACCCGUUGUCUUGUACUACGAGCCCGCGAUCAAUAUGUCUCUCCCCAAUUUCGAACAAGUUCACACAUGCAGAAACUGGGACAAAUUGCACGCCUGGUCUGUUGCAGCUGCGGAUGCAAGUCCUCGCGACCAAGGGUCUGAACACGAUGGACAUGGAAGUCAUAUUGGACAUGCAGGUCAUAUAUAG
Penicillium samsonianum is the source of this 894-nucleotide messenger RNA. RefSeq names its product oxidase ustYa family protein. The record is from RefSeq and is a predicted model, not a curated record. Gene Ontology annotation, biological process: mycotoxin biosynthetic process. Lineage: Eukaryota; Fungi; Ascomycota; Eurotiomycetes; Eurotiales; Aspergillaceae. Bases 1 to 894 code for a protein of 297 amino acids. The transcript is spliced from 6 exons.